CUAAUAAAAGAUUAGGCCUUUAUGGACUACAUUCCCCAUUCUUUAAAGCAAGAUUGGAUUUUUCGAUUUGUUUCAUUAGUAGUACUCGACCUUCCUGGAGGGGUAAAUUCAUAUGGAAGUGUGAUGGAAGGAGAGCAGCAACAGCUGUUGGAGGAAGUCUCCAUAUCAUUGCAGCAAUGUUGAAGAAUGUCUUUGUGUUUUGAACAUUCUGUCCUCGAUUAACCAUAUUAGGUAUGUGAACUGCGUAACUUCUUAUUGUGAACUGCAGUUUUGAGAGGUAGUCUAAGAGCUUAACGACCGGAAAUAAAUUAUCGUUCUUUUGUGAACUGUGAAUGCCUCAUUUAUAUUAACAACAAAUGAAUAAUGUAUUUUAGAAUGCAUUGUUUUUAAACAGAUUACAACACGAAUUUUGUUUCCUUAAAGAGAAAACCUCACAGUUUUCAUCACGAUAUUUUCAAUAAUUUUAAUUUCUGACUAAUAUUGAAAUGUGUGAUGCUUCAGUGGUUGAAGAUACUGGCACCAAUAGUGAACAAUGGUCUUUAGGAAACAUUCCAGUAGAGAUUUUCCUUCAUAUCUGCUCUUAUUUGGAUGCAAGAUUUAUUACUAAUUCCAUGAGCUUAGUAUGUAAACGUUUCCAUGAAAUACUUUCUGAUUCGGCAAUAUGGAGAUCACGUAUUUCAAAGAGGUGGGGAAGUAAAUAUCCGCCAAUACCAGUAAAUGCAGAUGACUUUAACUGGAGGUUAGCCUGUGUGAACAUUGAAGACCAAUAUGAGCUCUGGAAUAGGAAAGACAUAAAAAUUAAAUCAGUAUUAAGAAAGGACAUCCAUUAUGCAGCUGUAGAUGCAAUACACUUAAUGAAUUCUGGCUUGCUCUGUGUGUCUGGUUCAAGAGACCGCAGCAUCAUGCUGUGGGAUCUCUCCAAUGUGCUGAAUGGUGGCACAGAGGUACCGUAUCAGGUGUCGACAGAUGCCCACAAGGGUUGGAUCUGGCAACUGGCCUCUUGUGGUGAAACUGUGUACUCAUGUUCUUGGGACACAACAAUAAAAGCGUGGAAUCUAACCCACGAUCUGCAAUUACUCUCCGUCUUCAAGUGUCAGACACCAGCCCUGUCACUAGCCUGUACAUCGAAUCUGGUGGCAGCAGGAACAUACAACAGGAAUGUGGUAAUCUUUGAUACCAGGGUUGGGGGAUCUCAGGUCAGCUUGUACACGGCACAUCACGGUGCCGUACUAGCUCUCUCCAUGUCUGGCGACUUCAUAAUAUCUGCUAGCGAGGACCAAACACUGGCUGUGUGGGACCAACGGGCAGGAAAAGUCUUUAAGAAACUAAAUUUAUAUGAAAACAAGGAUGAAGAUAAGGCUUUUCCCAUGUGCCUGUCAUUCAGCAAUGAUCUCCUUUAUGUCGGUGACUCGAAGAGCCAGUUACAUCUCCUAAAUCCAGCUCAGGGAAAGUUUGAUAUCGUUGAGUCAUACCAAGUUGGACAUACUGAAAAACUGACCUGUGUAAAGCACAGCAUGGGUAGCAUCCUCACGAGUUCGACCGACCGCACAGUUCGAAUAUCCACGCCAACUAAGAAUCCAGAAACGAUAGCUAUCAUACGUUCUCAGGCGGGCGAAGUUGCACGGUUUGAUUACACUAAUAAUGUCCUAGCAGUUGGGGGCACUGAUAAUGCGCUGGAAUUUUGGCUGCCAUGUUCUACAUAACCGUGUGCAGUAUGAACAGAGCCUGCCUCAGAUCUGCUUAUUUUUGGUACUAGACAUGAGAGAUGACACCUUUCACUGGCAAUGUUGCAGUCGAUACACACUCGUACCUACAGCGAUGCCAAAUUAUUCUCAACAAAACAUGUAACAAAAUUUUGUAUUACAGUGGUGACCAGUAUUUCUUCAGCCUUCAGAAAGUGAUACUAACUUGAAUACUCCAAAAGUACAGAUAAAUUGUAAUUAUUUAAUUUUUUUCCAAUCAUACUUGAAUCUGUGUCCUUGGGGCAUAGCUGUUACUUGGCGCUGGAAAAGUCUUCUACUAAAGGUGCACAAAGGGGACAAAAAAUGAAAAAUAUGCAAGAACUUAUUAAAUCAAGUAAAAUCACAUUUUUCUCUUUGGUUGUGCUUUGUAAUUAUACAUAUUCAAAAUAUAUGGUGCCAGAUUUUGGAAGCAGAAGUCAGGGUGAAAUUUGAAAUUAUGGCAGUGAAGAAGUCGCCAGACUUGUGGGUUGUGAUGCUGUGCGGUCUCCUAGGUAGAUACUGUUUGGAAGAAACCUGCUGCCUCCAUCUUGUAUCUACCUGUUAGUCCACAAAGCACAUAACCCAGAACCAAGUUAUUGGGCUCAAUUCUGACAGGCUAAGAUCAAUUAGCAGGUGACUAGCUGAUUUUGUAUAGUAUUUUCGUAGAAAUUCCUGUAAGUAUAAUAUGGGUAGAUAUAUUUGUGGCACAUUUUAUGUCAUGGGUAAACUGUGCAGCUCCUCCAGAAGAAGGACUUAGAAUAUAAAAUAAAGUCACUAAUUUUUCUACAAAGACUUUAAAACUGUCCUAUGAAAUUUGACAUGUCUAAUUACUGUAGAUUGUUGUUUUUGCAUCCCUGGGAUCUAUUGUUAAUUAACAGUAAUUAAAACUGUCGAUAAAUAUACUUGGAGAUGAGAUUAAUAUCACAAACAUUGGCUCCUCUACCAUUAGUUUAUUGAUAAUUAACAUCAGUGAAAGCAACUUGCAAAAACUGAUACUCAGAUAAAGCUAAUGAGUCAUGGCUUUGAAACAAUAACUGUGGUAUUUCAGAGUCCUUGACAUUAUAAAUUUAUAUACAUUACCACCACUAGCUCAUAUAUAACAGUAUAAAUCAUUAUUAAAAUAUUUGCUUGUCUUGGUUUUUAUAUUAACUUUUGUUAAUGUAAUUUAUAACUCUUUUUGUUACAUUUAUUUAAUAAAUGAGAAUUUUAACAUGUU
Messenger RNA from Zootermopsis nevadensis, 2937 nucleotides. RefSeq names its product F-box/WD repeat-containing protein 9. Gene Ontology annotation, molecular function: protein binding. Lineage: Eukaryota; Metazoa; Arthropoda; Insecta; Blattodea; Termopsidae. The record is from RefSeq and is a predicted model, not a curated record.